Messenger RNA from Gadus macrocephalus (Pacific cod), 1344 nucleotides. Its product is annotated as serine protease 33. The record is from RefSeq and is a predicted model, not a curated record. Bases 277 to 1185 code for a protein of 302 amino acids. Gene Ontology annotation, biological process: proteolysis. Gene Ontology annotation, molecular function: serine-type endopeptidase activity. Lineage: Eukaryota; Metazoa; Chordata; Actinopteri; Gadiformes; Gadidae. The transcript is spliced from 7 exons.
CUCCUCCUAGAUCGACUUUCUGGUUUGACAACAUUCUUGGUAAUUUACCACGGAUGGCGGACUGCUGGGAUUAAUCAAGCGAUCGUCACGUUACCUGGAUGAAUAGCGGAUACACCUGUACACCUGUAGACUACACCACUGCAUCCUGGCCAGAGUUAAACGAUCGUCCAACCAGGAAGACGAACCGCUUUGCUCAAUUACAGGUGAUUAAAACGCUUCACCUUGAGGCGACUUCCUCGCCUGUUGGUUUUGGACCAUCCAGAUCCCACCCGGAGAAUGAACACGUUCCUCGUUGUUUUGGUGGCAACAGGUCUGAGGUCAUGCCUCUCUCAAGUGUGUGGCCGAGCCCCCCCGGAGAACCGCAUCGUGGGAGGAAGUGAUGCGGUGGAGGGGGCGUGGCCGUGGCAGGUGGACAUCCAGCAGGGGGCCAACGGACACGUGUGCGGGGGCUCGCUCAUCGCCGCCGACUGGGUGCUCUCGGCCGCCCACUGCUUCCCAACUCCGUCGGACGUGUCGGAGUACCGGCUGUACGUGGGCCGGUACCAGCUCAACGGCUUCAACCGGUUCGAGACGGUGCGGCGGGCGUCACGCGUGCUGGUGGCGUCGGGCUACCAGAGCCCCGAGAGGGGCGGCGACCUGGCCCUGGUGCAGCUGGACGGGCCGGUGGAGUGGAGCGAGUACGUGAGGCCCGUGUGCCUCCCGGACGGCGGGGUGCGGUUCCCCGGGGGCCGCCCCUGCUACGUCACUGGCUGGGGCCACAUCCGGCAAGGAGUUAGUCUGCCGGGGGUGGGGACUCUGCAGGAAGUGAUGGUGCCAAUUAUCGAUCAGACUUCCUGCCGCACGAUGUACAGCGUCGACGCUGAUGGCACCGACGUCGUGGACAUCCUAUCGGACAUGAUCUGCGCUGGCUACCAGGAGGGUGGCAAGGACUCCUGUCAGGGGGACUCUGGAGGUCCGCUGGUCUGUCCCAUGGGCAACGACACCUGGAUCCAGGCGGGGGUGGUGAGCUUCGGCCUGGGCUGCGCCGAGCCCAACCGCCCCGGCGUGUACGCCAAGGUGUCCGCGUUCGCCGACUUCAUCCGGGCCACCGUCCCGGAGGUCCAGUUGAUCGCCGCGGGCUGGAGGAACACCGCGGCGCUGGCUCUGGUCCUCGCUCCCAGCCUGGCCUGCCUGCUGCUGAGCUGAGCUGAGCCGCAGAGAAGAGGUCGGGCUUGGUUUAACUCAAAGCUCUGCGUUGUACCGGAUCACUACUACCUCUGAGGAUGUUUUUUAUGCAUGUUUUUAUAAAGAGGAAAUCGUUAGCGAGUAAUCAUGAGUUGAAGGAAUUAGGGAUGGGCAUUUGAA